GCUUUGUCGGCGCUGGAAGCGUGGUGACACUUGCGGGCUGCCCCCAGAACACUCUACGCAAAAAGCUGUAUUUCACUGUGUGUUUUGAUGUACAGAUAUCUUACCGACACCUUUCUCAAGAGUGGUGACCAUCUGGAACGAGCUGUCAGAGGAGGUGGGCGGCGAUUUCCAGAGUGGGGCUCGAGUGGCGAAGAGGUGUUACUGCGAGCUGGAGAUGUCGGACGGAGCCUUCCCCUGGCCGCGGUUUGAGCAGCUGUAUUCGCUCAGCGGGAACUGCAGCCAGAAGCUGAACGUCGAGCAGUUCAAGGAACCCAUUGAUAUUAUUGCUGACGUGAAGCAAAGACUGCAGGAGCUUGUGCAGCGGAUUAAUGCACUUGAAGAAGAAUAUGAUGGUGAUCUGUACAGUAUUGUCUCAUUUCGGAUAAUAGAGAUCGAAUCCGCUGAGCUGACUGACUUACUUAACCAACUUCAAGAAAUGAAAUCCAAGAACCAAGGGAUUAUGGAUGAUCUUGUUGUGAAGGUGCAAAAUAUUACCAACGAAGUGGAUGAAUUAGAGAGAUACGACCGACUUAAAGUAGUACAAGAGCACAGAAAAAGCAUGAUCCUGAAAAGGAGUCUGUCUUCUUGCCAGAGUGCACUGUUAGUAACACCGACACCCCCUGUCACUGCACAUCCAGGUUCUUGUUCAUUUGGAAAAUUAGUGGGAGUUUCUCACCCAAAGAGUUCAAUGCUCAAUCAUUAUGGGUCAUCCUACCGAUAUGGUUCUUGGGGAAUGGACCCAUGGCCGGCUCUUGGAAAAGAGGAUCAAUACUGGCUGACGAUUCUGUCUAGUAGUAAUAGAUAUGGGAAUAAGAUCCGUGUUUUCAGUUCUUAUAGAAAAUUUCUCACCCACAGUGGUGCUGUUGAUGUGACUUUUAAAACCCAUAAUGCUCAAGGCUCUGGUGGGACAAUGUAUAAAGAUGCUUACUAUUACAACUGCUACAAUUUGGAUCAGCUCUGCAGGUUUGAUAUGACCACACAGGAGAUUUUGUCUGUCAAACUGCCUUAUGCUGGUUUUAAUGACAAGUUUCCAUACUGCACAGCUUCUUCCUGUUAUGGGUACUCGGACAUGGAUCUGGCAACAGAUGAAAAUGGGCUCUGGGUACUUUAUGCAACUGAGCUAAAUUAUGGAAACCUGGUCAUCAGUCAGCUCAAUGCAACUGACAUGUCAUUACUCAAAAGCUGGAACACCACUCUGUACAAACGAUCAGCAACCAAUGCCUUUUUGGUGUGUGGCAUUGUGUAUGCCACCAGAUAUGUGAGCUCUGAGGUUGAAGAGAUAUUUUAUAUGUUUGACACGACCACUGGAGUUGAGCAGAAUAAUUUAGCUAUCCAGUUCCGAAAAGUCUCACCUGGCAUCCAGUACAUUAACUACAACCCGCGAGAUAAAUUGCUGUAUGUGUAUAGCGAUGCCUAUGUUGUUAGUUACAGUUUAUUCUUUUCAUAAACUGUACUGAGAUUUAUGAGACUAAUGCAAUGAGAGGAAACAUGUCCUAAUCUAGCUAGCAGCAGGAAAUAAUAUGAAUUAAAAUGUUUUGGACUGCUUUCUAAGAGUGUACCUGGCAAUUCUUUGGAGCAGCUUUGUGGAAAAACAAGCAAAUGAAUUACUUCAAAAUUUGUUUUAAAACUUUAUGUACUACUUUGCAUCAGUUUUCAGAUUGGUAUUUGUAUCAAAAAUGCCUAACAAUGAUAAAAUCUCAGCUUGUAUAUUUUGAGAAAUAAUAUUAGAUUUUGCAAAUGAUCUAUUACUACCUGUUGCUUUGAAUGUGAUACAAAAUGCAGGGUACAAGUAGGAAAGCAAACUGAGAUCGAAAACACAAGGUUUAUGGCAUUUGGCAUAACUGGUUAUAUCUUGGACACUGUAUUUUGUCAUUUGAAAGCUUCACUGAAGCCUUCCUUUCAACCAACUACAUUAAAGGUUUGCUGCUUAAUCAUCAUUAUUCUGUCUUAUGGAGAAUUUAUAAGUUGUUAAACCAUGUUUCUAAAAAGCAUUUAAAUAUUAAA
This is a messenger RNA of Pristis pectinata (smalltooth sawfish), 2043 nucleotides long. RefSeq names its product olfactomedin-4. Gene Ontology annotation, biological process: signal transduction. The record is from RefSeq and is a predicted model, not a curated record. The transcript has 5 exons. Bases 215 to 1486 code for a protein of 423 amino acids. Lineage: Eukaryota; Metazoa; Chordata; Chondrichthyes; Rhinopristiformes; Pristidae.